AAUUCAGUCCCACAUCAAGUCGUACAAUUAAUAUCAUAUAUAUACACCCCACAAGUUAUCUAUAUACAUAGUUAUAUGAAUCACUACUAAUAUAUCACCUCAAACUUUCUUCCAAGUAUUCAAAAAUGGAACAAGAACAACUCUACACAGCUCUGAUCGGCUUGGUCAUUGUCGUUUCAAUAUACACACUGUUCAUCAAAACACCAAAACGACAAUACAAAAACCUUCCACCAAGCCCACCUUAUCCUCUCCCACUCAUAGGCCAUCUCCAUCUAAUAAAGCCACCUGUCCACAGAUGCUUCCACCACCUGGCAACCAAAUACGGCGCCGUUUUCACCCUUUGGUUCGGUUCAAACCGAGUUGUGGUAAUAUCAUCACGCUCCGCAGUCGAAGAAUGCUUCACCAAAAAUGACAUCGUUUUAGCCAACCGCUCACGCACAAUUGGCGGAAAACACAUCGGUUAUAACUACACCACAAUGGCAUCUUCCUCUUAUGGGCCCCACUGGCGCAACUUGCGAAAAAUCGGCUCAAUCGAGGUCUUCUCAGCUAGCCGGCUCAAAUCACACUUGGACACGCGUACGGACGAAAUUAAAAGCAUGCUGAUCAAACUUUCACAGAACUCACUUCACUAUGAAUCAUCAUCGAAAAAUAAUAAAGUGGAAAUGAAAAGCGUGUUUUCGGAUCUGGCUUUCAACAUCAUAAUGAGAAUGGUGGCCGGAAAACGGUAUUGCGGGGAUGACAUCAGCAAAGAAGACGAAGAGGCUUCGCGGUUUAGGAAAAUUAAGGAUGAGAUUAUCUCCGGAGGCGGAGUGGCGAAUUUGGCGGAGUUUUUACCUGAUGGGUUGAAAUGGUUGGGAUUUGGUUAUGAGAUGAAGUUGAAAAAUGCUGCUAAGAGAUUGGAUGAUUUCUUGCAAGGGCUUAUUGAUGAGCGUAGGAGUAUGAAGGAAGACAUUACCAUGAUUGAUCAUAUGCUUGCUUUGCAAAUUUCUGAUCAUCAAUAUUACACUGAUCAAAUUAUCAAAGCCUUUAUUGUGUCACUAUUGUUAGGUGGAACUGAUACAACAUCUGUAACAUUAGAAUGGGUACUUUCUAAUUUACUCAACCAUCCUCAUAUUCUGGAAAAAGCUAAAGCCGAAAUUAAUGAACAAAUUGGUGAACAUAAAUUGAUCGAAGAACAAGAUCUUUCCAAAUUACCAUACCUACAAUGUAUUAUCUUCGAGACUUUACGUUUGUUCCCACCAGCUCCAUUGUUACUUCCUCACUAUUCCUCCGAAGAUUGUAUAGUUCAGGGAUAUGACAUUCCACGUGACACAAUUGUAUUAGUUAAUAUAUGGGCUAUACACAGAGAUCCUGAGUUAUGGGAAGAUCCCGAGAGCUUUAAGCCAGAGAGAUUUGAGAACGAGAACAACAUGAACUUGCUUAUGCCAUUCGGGUUAGGAAGAAGAUCUUGUCCAGGAAAUGGUAUGGCCCAACGCGUAAUUGGAUUGACAUUAGGGUCUUUGAUUCAAUGUUUUGAGUUGCAAAAAGUGAGUGAAGAAGAAGUGGAUAUGACAGAAGGAAAUAGUAUGACUAUGCCUAAAGCUGUGCCUUUACAAGUUAUUUGCAAAUCACGUCCUAUUAUGAACUCAAUUCUCUCUAAAUGAUUUUAUGGGAUAACAAUUUAAUAUAUACUAUGAUAAUGUUUUACUAAUUAUUUGUGUGGUUAUACAACAUUUUGUAUUGUAUAAAUUAUUAUUUGUUUAGACUCUAUUUUAUAAUUUUCCUAUGUUAGUUGUUGUUUAUCUUUUAUAAUUUUUUUUUUCUUUUCAUGAAUGAUUCGAACUUUUUUUAGAAGAAGUAUAUUAAUUAUUUAUUUUGGAGUACUA
Cannabis sativa is the source of this 1865-nucleotide messenger RNA. Its product is annotated as cytochrome P450 81Q32. Gene Ontology annotation, molecular function: iron ion binding; monooxygenase activity; oxidoreductase activity, acting on paired donors, with incorporation or reduction of molecular oxygen. The transcript has 2 exons. NCBI's taxonomy places the organism in Eukaryota, Viridiplantae, Streptophyta, Magnoliopsida, Rosales, Cannabaceae. Bases 126 to 1643 code for a protein of 505 amino acids. The record is from RefSeq and is a predicted model, not a curated record.